CCAGUCCCCAAUCCCGUUACCUUUCCCAUCCCAUCUCAUCUCGUCGUCCUCCUUCGCCCCAAAACCCUAACCCUAGCGCCGGUCAUGGCGCUCACUAGCCGCUGCGGCGGUCCCCAAUCCCGUUUAUAAUCUUUCCCAUCCCAUCCCAUCCCAUCUCAUCGUCCUCCUUCGCCCCAAAACCCUAACCCUAGCGCCGGUCAUGGCGCUCACUACCCGCGGCGGCGCCGGCGGCGCCGGCGGAGGUGACCCCGCGAAGCCGCCGUCCGCCUCCGACCCCAGCCUAGGCUUCCUUACCAAGCGCGACACGGAGGUCAAGCUGCCCCGCGCCACGCGGGUCAAGAACAAGACCCCCGCGCCGAUCCAGAUCACGGCGGAGCAGAUCCUCCGGGAGGCCCGGGAGCGGCAGGAGCCCGAGAUACGCCCGCCCAAGCAGAAGAUCACCGACACCCACGAGCUCUCCGAGUACCGCCUCCGCAAGCGGAAGGAGUUCGAGGACGUCAUCCGCCGCGUGCGGUGGAGCGUCUCGGCGUGGGUCAAGUACGCGCGCUGGGAGGAGCAGCAGCGCGACUUCGCGCGCGCGCGGUCCGUCUACGAGCGCGCGCUCGACGUCGCCCACCGCGACCACACGCUCUGGCUCAAGUAUGCCGAGUUCGAGAUGCGGAACCGCUUCGUCAACCACGCCAGGAACGUCUGGGACCGCGCGGUGUCGCUCCUCCCGCGAGUGGACCAGCUAUGGUACAAGUACAUCCACAUGGAGGAACUGCUUGGCGCAGUUGCCAAUGCGCGCCAGGUGUUUGAGCGCUGGAUGGCGUGGCGACCCGACACAGCAGGCUGGAACUCCUACAUCAAGUUUGAGUUGCGGUAUGGAGAGGUCGAGCGUGCCAGGGCUAUCUAUGAGCGGUUUGUGGCCGAGCAUCCACGACCAGACACCUUCAUUCGCUUUGCCAAGUUUGAGAUGAAGCGUGGUGAAGUAGAGAGGGCACGACGGGUGUAUGAGCGUGCAGCAGACCUGCUUGCGGAUGAUGAGGAUGCAGAGGUGCUGUUUGUGGCAUUUGCAGAGUUUGAGGAGAGGUGCCGUGAGGUUGAGCGUGCGCGUGCAAUAUACAAGUAUGCGCUGGACAGGGUGCCCAAGGGUCGGGCUGAGGAAUUGUACAGGAAGUUUUUAGCUUUUGAGAAGCAAUUUGGUGACCGCGAGGGGAUUGAGGAUGCCAUUGUGGGCAAGAGGAGAUUUCAGUACGAGGAUGAGGUGAGGAAGAACCCUCUGAACUAUGACUCAUGGUUUGAUUACAUCCGGCUGGAGGAAAGUGUUGGGAAUGAGGACAGGAUCCGGGAGGUUUACGAGAGAGCCAUUUCCAAUGUGCCCCCUGCAGAGGAGAAGCGAUAUUGGCAGAGGUACAUAUACCUCUGGAUUAACUAUGCACUUUAUGAGGAGCUUGAUGCACAAGACAUAGAGCGAACCAGGGAAGUUUACAAGGAAUGCCUGAGGCUGAUUCCUCACAAGAAGUUCACAUUCGCAAAGAUAUGGCUCAUGGCAGCCCAGUUUGAGAUAAGGCAGAGAAAUCUUAAGUCUGCUCGACAAAUUCUUGGAAAUGCAAUCGGGGUGGCUCCAAAGGGCAAGAUAUUUAAGAAAUAUAUUGAAAUUGAGCUAUAUUUGGGCAAUUUCGACCGUUGCAGGACUCUCUAUGAGAAAUACAUUGAAUGGUCCCCAGCAAACUGUUAUGCCUGGAGGAAGUAUGCUGAAUUGGAAAAGAACCUUAGUGAGACUGAUCGCGCUCGAUCAAUAUACGAACUUGCUAUUGCACAGCCAGCCCUUGAUACGCCAGAGGUUCUGUGGAAGACUUGUAGCCUGAAUUCGACACAUCCAACUACUCCUGAGAAUGGAUUGGACUAGAUCCAAAUCCAAUUGGAUUUUGGCCCAUGGAUUUAAGUGGAUUUGGACUUGGUUGGAUAUGGAUAUCCACUUACUUAUAUAAUUUAGGAUUGGACUCUAUUGGAUUAAAAAAAAAGAAAAGUCCAAAUCCUGUUGGAUUGAGGAUGGGGGGCGCUACUCUUGGAGCCUCUCCCCCGUUGCACGCCGCCGCGCGUCUCUCCGCCGCCGCCGCGCGGAGCACUCCAGCCUCGCCGCCGACGGGUGGGGUGGGGGUGGGGGAGGAGGCCGCGCAUCCCUGCGCCUUGCCCGCAGCGCUCGUCUCCUGGACCGGCGCCUUCGCCCUCGGCGUCGCCGCCUGCGCCGUCCACCACCACGCCUCUGCGCUCGCCUCCCACAUCAAGUCCCUCCCCACGACGUGAGCACCCCCUCCUCUCCUCGGCUCCUCCCUCGUCAUUUGUCUCUCGCCCACUCUAAGAUGGGGACCGAUUCCUCGUGUUCUUGCCGCGCUGGCCAGCUUCUCCCCGGAAUUAGCAGCAGCUUUUGUGUUCUCGUUUGUCUUCCAGCGGCACUCCCCACCAGAGUACUUCAUGGCCUCGUCCUCGCCAUCCAACCUGGCGUCGCCGUAGCCGCCGCCCUUGCUGCUGCCACCGCCGGAGCCCGCGCCUCCGCCGCCGCCGCCGGAGGACGGGCCCAGGCCGAGCACCACCGUCGCCGACGGCGUCCGCCGCCUUCUCAGGUCCGGGGAGGCGCUCAUCCGCGCCGUGUUCCGGGCACCUCCGCCCACCCGCGCCCUCAUCUGCAGCAGCACCUUCACAGCCACCAGCCGCAGCAUCACAGCCCUGUAUGCUCAUGCUCCCCCGCUGCGCUCUUUCUUGGGAAUUUCAUGAUCCGUGAAACUGAGUCCGGGUGUUUAGUGAUUUGCAUUGAUGUUCAAGCUCCACUGAUGUUCGUGACUUCAUGCUGCCGACUAAAUGCAUAGUAUAUAGUAUGUUCAGGGUGCAGCCGUGCAAGGUAUCUGCCACACCUCAAGUUAGUUGUUGUAACCUUGAAUGAAUGCUUUGAGAGCUUUGAGUAGUCGUAUCCUUUUGCUACGGUUA
Panicum virgatum (switchgrass) is the source of this 2967-nucleotide messenger RNA. Its product is annotated as crooked neck-like protein 1. Lineage: Eukaryota; Viridiplantae; Streptophyta; Magnoliopsida; Poales; Poaceae. Gene Ontology annotation, molecular function: protein binding. Gene Ontology annotation, cellular component: post-mRNA release spliceosomal complex; precatalytic spliceosome; Prp19 complex. The record is from RefSeq and is a predicted model, not a curated record. Gene Ontology annotation, biological process: mRNA splicing, via spliceosome; spliceosomal complex assembly. The transcript is spliced from 2 exons. The coding region runs from base 200 to 1891 and encodes 563 amino acids.